AUGCAAUUCACUCAGAACGUUCUCCUGCUUCUCACCAGCUUGGCUGGCCUUGGCGCCUCAGCCCCUCCUCGCCCAUACCCACCACCAUUCAGACCACGUGGUGUCCCCGUUCUAGGAAACGUUCCUUACCCAAACACCACGAUAGCGGGAAUCACCGUCAUUGACACUCCUAUCGUCCGUCUUGCAAGGGAAUUCGCUCGUAAUCACAGCGAUGACGCUACCUACAAGCACCAAGUUCGCGCCUGGCUCUUUGGAUCUCAAAUCAUUGCCCAUAACGAGACACUUCUGAACAGCGUCGACCUUGAAGUUCAAGCCGUGGCUGCCAUUCUACAUGAUCUUGGUUGGGACCAAACCCCAGACUCUCCAGUCACUUCUACGGACAAGCGAUUUGAGGUUGACGGAGCCAUCGCUUCGACGGAGUUCCUCAAGAAGUACGGAGAUGAGAACUGGGACCACCGCCGUAUCCAGCUGGUAUUCGACGCUAUUGCAUUGCACACGACCCGCACGAUCGCAUACUACAAGGAGCCCGAGGUAUUCGUGACCAGCCAGGGCAUUGCUAUUGACUACAAUGGCCCGGAGCGAGGUGUCACCAACCAGACAUGGCAGGACAUCGUUACGGAAUACCCCAACUUCGACUUGAUCCAAGCUACUAAUGAUACCUUCACUUUUAUCUGUGCCAAGAAGCCAGAUGUGACUUGGGACACCCAACUACAGCCGUGGGGUGACCGAUACGUGCCUGGCUACAAGGACAGUGAGAACUUGAGAAUUGACGGCAUCUUCACGUACCUCCAAAGCAUCCAGAAGAAGUAA
Molecule: messenger RNA, 810 nt
Organism: Daldinia vernicosa
Lineage: Eukaryota; Fungi; Ascomycota; Sordariomycetes; Xylariales; Hypoxylaceae
Exons: 2
Coding region: 1-810 (269 amino acids)
Source: RefSeq, a predicted model, not a curated record